This is a messenger RNA of Verticillium nonalfalfae, 537 nucleotides long. RefSeq lists its product as uncharacterized. NCBI's taxonomy places the organism in Eukaryota, Fungi, Ascomycota, Sordariomycetes, Glomerellales, Plectosphaerellaceae. The record is from RefSeq and is a predicted model, not a curated record. The coding region runs from base 1 to 537 and encodes 178 amino acids. The transcript has a single exon.
AUGGCCGCUCAGAUCGACCGCCAGCGCCCCUCGACCUCGACCUCGCCCCCGCCCCCGCCCCGCCCCCGUGGCAAUGUCUGCCGCACCUGCAGACAGACGCUGGUCCUCCCGCCCCCCGUCGCGGCCGUGGUCGCCUCGGGCCCCUUCGUCGUAGCCCAUCCGUCCAUCAGCCGCACAACGCGCCGCUGCCAGAGCUGCGACGCCGACAGGGCCCGCAGCCUGGCCGGACCGAUCCUCGCGCAGCUCCACAGCGCCGACAACAAGAUCGUGCGCCUCAAGCGCGAGCACCACCACCUCGACGUCACCGUGUCGCUGCUCGUGCGGUUCCUGCCGCGCCAUCCGCGCGACGACCUCGACGGCCACUCGCUCCUCAUCCGCAAGCAGACGACGCGCGACUGCAAGCACACGGAGCUCGUCCUCUCGGCCGCCUGCGCCAAGGUCCUCCUCAGCGACGCCUGGGCCGACUACUGGGCCAUCUGGGGCUGCGCCGGCACCGGCACCGGCCACGACGCCGCCGUCGUCCGCGCGCGCGACUAG